This is a messenger RNA of Peronospora farinosa, 3498 nucleotides long. The record is from the annotation of a GenBank genome assembly. NCBI's taxonomy places the organism in Eukaryota, Oomycota, Peronosporomycetes, Peronosporales, Peronosporaceae.
AUGGAGUCACUCGAAGUGACUACACACGAUCCCUAUUUAAAUAUUCUAACAGUUUCAUCAGCUGUUUCAUCUGUGCUUUCGAUCAUUGGGUCCUUUUACAUUAUUGGUCGUUAUUGGUAUGCACGUCGAUUUACAGCCAAAUCGCAUUAUCUCGAUGUUACAAAGGAAUUGAUACAUAUUAUUGCCUGUUUGGAUCUAUUUGGUGCUAUAGGACGUGCAUUUGGUGUCCUACCAACUGAGACAUUUGAUCAAGAUGCAGGAGAAGCCGUGACAUCCGUUUGUAAGCUUCAAGCCUUUGUCGUCACUUUUGGAGAUGGAGCCCCAAUUGCUUGGAAUUUUAUAAUGGCUCUUAAUUUAUACCGUUGGGUAUGUAUGGGUGAAGAUCAACAAAUGCUCAUGAAAAAAAUUAAAUGGUAUAUUGGUGGUACAAUGCUCUUUGCUCUUGGCAUUCCCACCAUUUGCCUCAUUUUUGACAAAUUUGGAGAUGCAGGGCUGUGGUGUUGGGUCGUUGUAAAAAACAACAGAUCUGAAAAACUUUGGUGGAUGGCUGGGACACUUUACUUUUGGGUCGUUGCAGGUGGCGUCUCUAUGACUGUUUUUCUCUUGUUGGUCAAGAUAAAUAUUAAAAAGAGGCUCAAGACAUUUGAAAAUGAUGAUGCUAAUGACGCCUAUUAUGCUGUUGUGCAAAACCUCACGGUCUACAUUACAAGCUUCAUCUUGUGCUGGUUACCGGCCGUGGUCGAUCGUGCCUAUGCUAUUGCCACAGGCAAGAAGUCAUUUGCACUGAACUUUUUGCAUGCAACCAUUGUGCCACUUCAGGGCUUUGUUAACGCGGUCAUUUAUGGCAAGUUUCAUGUUUGGGUAGUGCGUCAUGUACGGGAGCCGUGGGUGAGCAAGAGCAGCUCGCACACGAAGAACAGCAAGCUGUCGGAAGAGUUGUUGCGACAAUUGGCACAAUUGCGGGACCAGGAGCGACAACACAUGGGCACAGCGACCAUCUUUGUCACCACUUUCGAUAUGAAUUGGACCUCGUGUCCAACCAAUUUGGAGGACUGGAUCCCGGCAGGAAAAGAUCUGUAUGUUUUUUCUCUCCAACACUGCGUGGAAGUGCAAGCGAUUGAGCAGGUGAUUCGAGGAUACCUCCUUCAGGUGAAUUAUCCUACUGCCUACCGAUCCAUUACAUCGAUUGCAGGAACGGCUGUGCGAGGUCAUGUUCAAGAUGCGUCGGUAUGUCAAAUCGUUUUUGUAAAUAAUGCUGAUGACGCUAGCGGCAACGUGAAGCUUGACGCUGUGGAUGGACGAAUCUGGGCUCAGCGAAAGACAUUUAACGAGGUUGUGGGCAUUCCCAUUCGGUACUUUGAUGCGUCCAUCGCAUUUGUUUCGUGCAAUCUCAGCACUUCACUCACCAACAUGUCGCAGCGACUUCGUCAACCUGUGGUAGGCAAUGUGGCUGAGAAGCAUGCAGUCGCAUCGAGCCUCAUCCACUCGUUCGGCAUGGACGCAGACCGUGCGGCAGUGGACUUUCCGAAUUUGUACCAUCAUACGAUAAUUUCUGGAAAUUUGAAUUACGAUGUCGAUAUGUCGACCAUUACACUCACUGCAGCAAUUGAGCAAGCGUAUAAAGCUGCGUCUUUAAAGAUAGCGACGGAUACCGCGAUUGAUGCACAGAUUAGGGCAAUGCGCAAAUUGAAGAUCUCAACUACAAUGAAGAAAUCCAAUGCCCAGCUUGACGGCUUGAAUAUGGAAGAAAGCCGCCAGGAAUGUGGACGGAGUUUUCAGCGAAGCAGUACCGGAGCUUCGUCGUCAGCAAGCGGCGACGUUACUUAUGAAGAAGCCUACACUUUUCGUGAAGACGACGUUUCAUUUACGGUGCUGAAGUCGCCAAAUUUCUCUCCACGGCGACCGAGUUUGCAAACACCAUUCUUGGACGAGCGAGAUUCAAACAGUUUGGCGAUAACCAUCCACGAAAAUGCUCAAGAAGUUGAUGAAUACAAGACACAUAGACCGACCAAUUGGGUCUCUUUCUUGGACAAUCAACUACCGACAAACGCUUUUAAAGGUAGCAAAAGCUUAUCUAGUUUAGCUAGCAAGCCCCGUGCACCUGAUCAUCUGGCAUUGGGUGGCCACUUUCCACCACGAAGCCAGAAGAAGAUCCGGGAUCUUAUCGCGAAAUCGGAUCUUGUCUCCGAAAACACGGCUCGCAAGUGGCUUGAAGUCCUUCGUUACGACGAGCUGCGUGCAUCGAUCGACGCGAAGGAAAUUUUUACGGGGUUUGAAGAGCCUCCUAUCCAUUUUCUGCCAUCUUUUCCGCGUAAGAUUGGCGUGGCUGCUUCCUUCUCUAUGGUCGGCGAGGCUUCAUGCAAGGAACUGUUUUGUGAGGCUGACGAGGAAACGUUUGUGGGCGAUUCUCCGCCAGCGUACAAAGACCGCAUCCUGGCACACUCUCUCUGUGAUACAAAGCAGCGGAUCCGUAAUGUAGGCUAUUGGUCUUGUGAGAAUAUUAUCACGUCUACUCACAAGCCUGUCUGCAGCAUCUACGAGCUCGAAAUCGAUCGUUACUUUUCGUAUAACAUGGAUGAAGCUGCAGUUGCAGAUUUACGGGCAGGCAAUCAUGGUUUACGCGACAAAAAGGACGUGCGCGAAUUUAAGAUCAAAUUGGUAAAGCUGGAUGCGAAUAUCUGGACGUAUGAGGAACGUCACAGUUCCUGUUUGCACUCCAACGGGCAUCGUUGGCGCAGCCUCGGAUCAAAUCGUUCAAGUACCCGAGUACAUGGUAGGCCGAAUAGUCGUGGUGCAGUCAAUUCAACGAGCACAAACAACAGCGGUGAGUCUUCUAGGCGAAGUGCUCAGAUAUUGACGAACCGACGAAUGUCGUCUAUAGCUCAAGUGGUCGAGCGUGUACUGCGGAAGAGUCGACUGUGCUCUGGUACCAGUAGUACGAGCUCGAGGACACCACCACCUAGCAAGUACUCAGAUUUCACAACUGAGCCAGGUGGAGUACAGCCUUUGGCUAUGGCCAACGACCGCCUCUCCAUUCUCGCAGCUUCUCAACUUGAGCUUAUACCUGUGGAACCCGUGAGCAUCUCGACCAUCUUUCCUCUACCAUCAGAGGAUGUCUAUGCUCUUCAGCGUAAAGUGUACGAGGUCGCGCAUUUGGUGCAGAACGGCUUUCAGUCCAGCGCUCGUGUAGACGACGAUGAGGAAUCUCAGUUGGCUUACACUAACUUUCGCACGGUAGCAUGGAAGAAGGCAAUGUCCAAUGGCGUGACACACUCGGCCAUUAUUAAGCCAGUAAACGGAGGAGUGCACGUUGCGAUCAGCAUUGAAGCCGAGAAGGGCCACGGUGGUCAAGGCGUAUUGUGCCUUAAAGAGUCUGACUUGUUGGAGCAUGCGGCGCCUGUGCUUUGCGAUGCUAGGCCAAUUCCAUUUGAUGUGACUUUAACAUGGGGAGGCAAGCAUGUGGGCUACCUCCACGGUGAUGUAUUGUGCUCUACGUAG